This is a messenger RNA of Hyaloperonospora brassicae, 4638 nucleotides long. NCBI's taxonomy places the organism in Eukaryota, Oomycota, Peronosporomycetes, Peronosporales, Peronosporaceae. The record is from the annotation of a GenBank genome assembly.
AUGCUGUCCAUCUAUUGCGUGGACCUCAACGGGUCGUUCCUAUCACAAGCGCAAUGCACGCAACUUCUCGUUCUUCAAGGAUCGCAGCUCGUACUGCUGUUAUUAUGCAUGAAUCGGGUGCUGCACCUCGCAAGGAAAUCAAUUGGAACCUCAAGUAGCUGGAACGAGGUCGAUGUGAUGCUACUGGUGAUGCAGUCAGUGGUCGUAGCUGCAGCCAUGGUCUCUUCCGUGGAAAUUGCCAGAGCAGCUACACUGUACCCUUUGUCUGCAUCGUUUGUAGUCGGUGCCAGUGUUGCUGCGGCAAUGUGGUUCUUUUACGCUGUACAGAAUGUGUACGAGUUUUUGCAACACGAGGCGAGCUGCAAGCUUGUCACGCUCUUUGUCGUGCUGUGUGCCGUCGAGGAGUUGGUGAAGAACAUGGGGACGUCUCAGUUAGAGGUUCAAAUGAUGGUGCUAGUGCGUUACAAGGCUAUAAUCUCGAUCGUGGUGGCAGGCCUCGCUGUAGUCCGGACUUUGAUGUGUCGACAAAGAGGAAAAAGAGCGAACGGCGAAAACGCUGACCAGGGCUUGCAAGCUACGAAGACGGCGAUGGAAAGUCCAUUAGACCGCGUGGGCUGGUUGUCGCAGUUGUCGUUAAGCUGGAUCUCUCCGACGAUUGCGCUAGGUAAGGCGCGUAGACUCGAGAUGGACGAUAUCCCGAAUCUUCCAGCGCAGGAUAAGACGUCUGUCGCUGCAAGCAAGUUCAAAAAGGAGCUACAGCAUGAAUUCUCGUCGUAUCGACCUUCGAAGCGAUCGUUCUUGCGCGUGGCAUGGCGCUUGUAUGGUACAGAUGUGAUCCUAUUCGCUGUCUGGUCUACCAUGAACAAAGCCGUUGGAUUAGUGAGUCCACUCUUGCUGAAGCUCUUUUUGGACUGGGCUGCUGCGUCGAACUCGUCAUUUUCGACGGGUUAUUACCUGGCUGCAGCUAUGAUGGCUCGGUCUGUCAUAUCAGCCGUGUCCGGUACGCAAUUCAAUCUCGCUUGGAAAAGGUUUGAUCUGAGAGUGCGAGCUGGCUUAGUAUCUGCGAUCUAUGCACGGACGCUACAGCUAUCGGGAGAAAGCAAACGUCAGGCCGGAGGUCUCGGCCACAUCACGAAUCUGAUCUCAGUUGACGUUGGCCGCAUCGUUAGCAUACCGGGCACAAUAUUUGACAUGGUGCUUAUCCCGGUGGAGAUAGCAGUGGCGUUUGUCUUGCUGAGCAAGGCCGUCUCUGUUUCGUUUGUCGCGGGCGUUGCAGUACUGGCUAUCAUGCUUCCACUUCAGACAGCUCUGGGACGAAAGAUCCAGCAUGUCACGGCAGACAUGAUGCGUUUUCGUGACGAACGAGUGGGCCUCGUCGCGGAGAGUCUCAAAGCCAUCCGCACACUCAAACUGCUAGGAUGGGUCACAGCGCGUCUCGAUAUGAUGAGCAAGAGCCGGUCACUCGAAUUGGGGAGGCUGCGAGUGCGCAAGUACUUGGACGCUUUCUGUGUCUUCUUCUGGGCAUCGACGCCCGUGAUCGUGCAAGUCUCAGUCUUUGCUGCUGCGGUUUUUUCCGGACGAGACAUAUCAGCUGCAGAUGCGUUCACUGCCAUAGCACUGCUAGAUCGUCUUGUAUUUCCCAUGAACUAUCUCCCGUGGAUUGUCAAUUCCUUUCUCGAAGCAAGGGUGUCUGCUCUACGUAUCCGGGGCUUCCUUUUCGACAAAGAAGACAAUGCGUGUACUGCAGAAGGCCUCAGCAGAAGUCAUCAACCUCAGUCCGCUGUUUCUCCGACCGGAGAGGCAAACAAGUACGUUGUGAGUAUCCGUGACUGCGAGUUUGGAUGGGGCGGGACCAAAACCAGCGUCGUAGAAGCUGAAGACAGUGAUGUAUUCACCGCCGACACGCCUUUGUUGGUGGAAGGAUCCGCACCAUCAUCUUCAGUUGAGCCUGCUUCUCAUCAUUUCGCCUUACGCAUUGCAGAACUCGAAUUGCAACGAGGAUCGACGUACGUGGUAUGUGGCCCCGUAGGUGCGGGCAAGUCAUCCCUUUUACUCGCGCUGCUUGACCAAAUGCCGAAGCAGAGCAACCCGGCUGGUGUUUACAGGCGAGAACAAUCGUUGCGCUGCGCGUAUUCUCCGCAAAGUCCAUGGCUGUUCCGUGGAAAUGUGUACUCAAAUAUUACUUUGUGUAGUGAAAGCGACGCGGACUGUGGCGAAGGAGAAAAUGGCGCUGACUCGGACCGGGUCGAGCGUGUUCUUCGCAUUUGUGAGCUCGAUGUGGAUCUUCGCCAUAUGAAGCCGCCGUAUAACGUGGCUGAGAGCGGCAACAAUUUUAGUGGUGGUCAGCGUGCCCGAAUCAACCUCGCCCGCGCCCUCUAUCAGCGAGCGGACCUCUACUUGUUGGACGACCCCUUCAGUGGCUUGGAUGCGACUACUGCAAGCAAAGUGAUAACAAACUGCUUCACGUCAAGCUCCAGUAUCUUUCCUCCGAAUGCGACUGUGGUCGUUGUGACGCAUUCGCUUCAUCUUCUGUCACUGCUACCAACCGAUGUGCGUGUUGUCGUCAUGGAUGAAGGCUGCAUUGUUGAGCAGGGGACUUGCGACGCAUUGAAAGCGCAAGAUCCACCUAGUCACUUGACGACCUUACUGAAGCAAUCACCGAGCAAUGAGACGUUUGAUGGCAGUGCAAGUUGCGUACCACCGGCAGCGACGAUAGAAGAGAACGAGCAUACUGGAAGCGUGGAUGAUGUGGCAGAGGAUGAAUCGACUUCGAUGGAGGAAGACGAUGAAGGCCGUGAAUCUGGCGUCGUGGGCUGGCACAUUUGGAAAGCGUACUCGUUGGAUGUCGGUUGGGCGCUUUCGGCAAUCAUCAUGCUGUUUGUCGUAGGUAUGCAAAUAUCUCGGAACUCGCUGGACUGGUGGAUUGCAGUAUACACGAACGGCAGGCACUCGAUCACGCCGCGAGAGUUUGCGAUGAUACUACUGUACAUUGCGGGAACGAACAUAGUUUUCGUGUUCUUUCGCUCAUUUCUUUUCGCGUAUGGAGGCUUACGCGCAGCACGUGCAACGUAUCACAAGCUCAUACAAAGCGUAUUCGCUGCCUCACUACGGUUCUUCGAGCAGACGCCUGUUGGACGUGUGCUAAACAGACUGAGCGGAGACACGUAUGCCGUCGAUGAAUCGCUGCCAUUCACUCUCAACAUUUUCCUGAAGGACGCGGCAGACGUGGUGGGCGCACUGGUCAUUCUCUUUUAUGGCAACCGCUUCGUGGUGUUGCUGCUCGUCCCAUUGAUCCUCGUGUACUUCCACUUACAGCGUGACUAUCGCCCAAGUUCGCGUCACCUCAAGAGACUGGAUGCAACGACGCAGUCAUCCCUGCUGGCAACGAUUACAGACACGUUGAAUGGCCUCACCAUUAUCCGCGCCGCAGGCAGACAACGGCAGUACUACCUCGUCUACGAAGCGCGCUUGAAUCACAAUCAGCGAGUUGCCUUCCUCAGCUCGACAACCAAUGCGUGGUUCGGUCUACGUCUCGACAUGCUGGGUGUCUGCGUGACAUCGUUCGUUGUCGUCUUUGCCGUGGCGGACUUCGGCCUCACAGGCGAAGCGAACCCCGGUAUUCUUGGACUGACGCUCACGUACGCACUUCCCAUUGUAGGAAAACUGAACGCCAUCCUCAAUAGCUUCGUUCAUACGGAGCGUCAGAUGAUCGCAGUUGAACGCGUCAAAGAGUACACAGAACUCGAGUCUGAGGAAGAUAUCGUUGGCGUCGGAAGUACCGCAAAAGCCCGUGAUGUGCCACAUUCCUGGCCUGCAGCAGGACAUAUCUCGAUUGUGGCUCUCACAGUCACGUAUGCUACGCCCGCAAACGAUAUCAGGCACCGGAACACGUUUGGUAGCACUGACAUCGCUAGCUCGCGUGUAGUCGCUCCAGCUCUCAACCACGUCACGUGCGACAUUCCGGCAGGGCAGAAGCUCGGUAUCUGCGGACGCACGGGUGCUGGAAAGUCGACGCUGCUCAAUACUCUGUUUCGAGCUGUUCCGUGGGAACGCAGUGGAAGUAUCCGGAUCGACAACUUGCCAUUAGACUCGAUUCGACUUCAAGAUAUACGGUCACGGCUUACCUACAUCCCGCAAGAUGUGGUUCUGUUCUCGGGAACAGUGCGCUCCAAUCUAGAUCCUGACGGAGUGCUUGGCGACGAGAGACUUUGGACGGUAUUGCGUAAGUGUGGAGGACUUGCGACUGCUGUUGCCAAGCUCGAUCGUGGUCUCGAUACUGUUAUCGAAGGUGGUGACAACGAACACGCGGUGUUCAGCCAAGGACAAGCUCAGCUGCUUUGCAUUGCAAGGGCGUUGUUGCGUCCGUCCAAAGUGCUCUGCAUCGAUGAGGCUACUGCAUCACUCGAUUGCGAGACUGAGCGAGUUAUUUCCGAGACGAUCGCAUCGGAGUUCUCGACGUCGACGGUGAUAAUGGUUGCCCAUCGUGUACAAACAAUCAUGCAAUGUGACCGGGUGCUCUUGCUUGACAGUGGCUGCCUCGUUGAAAGUGGCGACCCGAAGGAACUCGUGCGAAACCCUCAGUCUCUAUUGUCCCGUUUGGUGGACUCCAGCACGGGCGAGUCUUUGUUGCCAUUGUAA